Messenger RNA from Camellia sinensis, 1447 nucleotides. NCBI's taxonomy places the organism in Eukaryota, Viridiplantae, Streptophyta, Magnoliopsida, Ericales, Theaceae. The record is from RefSeq and is a predicted model, not a curated record.
UAUGGACUCGCCGAAAAACGAAUCUCACUCAUUUUCCCCAACCAAAGUGAAUCUUUUUUGAACUAAUGCUAAUGACUCAAAUCCAUACUGCCAAUAGGGAAAAGAACAUUUGGGCACCCUACGUGAUAUCCCAAAAACACAAUUGCUCUGUUAUCAAAGGGAUGUGAAGUUGAUGUUAGCCACCUCCUUCCUCACAGUUCUUAAAAAACUUGAGCCCAUUUUGUAUGCCCCAUCUCACUUCCAUACUAACUGCCACUCCCUUCCUUUUAACUACCUUUUGAAUUCUUGUUCCUCUCUUUCAGACCUCAAACGAAUCCAUGCUCUCAUCCUCACAAAUGGGUCCCACAAAAACCUCCUCUUAUCCACCAAACUCAUCACCUUAGCUCGCUCCGUGUCCCCAACAAUGGACUAUGCUCGCAAACUGUUUGAUUUAAUGCCUGAAAGGGAUUUAUUUCUCUGGAACACCAUGAUUCGAGGUUACGCCAAUCUGGGUCCUUGUCAAGAGGCCAUAGUUCUCUACAGGGAUAUGCAUCAGAUUGGAUUAUCACCCGACAGCUAUACAUUUCCUUCUGUGGUUCGAUCUUGUUCUGUCCUCUCAGCUUUGAUGGAAGGGAGAGAAGCGCACUGCAACAUAAUUAAGAUUGGAUUUUAUUUGGAUGUAUUUGUACAGAGUUCAUUAAUUACAAUGUACUCGCAGAGUGGGGAGAUCUUUAAUUCGGAACUAGUUUUUGGUGAGAUGGUUGUGAGGAACAUAGUUUCUUGGACUGCAUUGAUUGCGGGGUAUGUGCAAAAUGGAUUUUUCGAAAAAGGGUUGUGCGCUUUUCGUGAGAUGGUAGCUUUGGGGACUCAACCGAAUGCAAUUACACUCAUCAGCAUUCUUCCCGCCUGUGCUGGUUUGGAGUUUUUGAACUUGGGGAAAUUGGUUCAUGGUUGUGCUGUUAAAUUGGGGGUGGACUCCCAUAUUUCACUGAUUAACACGUUAAUCGCUCUUUAUGGUAAGUGUGGAAUUGUUGAUACUGCCAGAUCUUUGUUUGAUCAGAUGCCAGUCCGAAGCCUGGUCUCGUGGAAUGCCAUGAUUGCUGCUUAUGAACAGACUAAUGCUGAUCGGAAUGCAAUUAAGCUCUUCCGUAGAAUGCUAAUUGAAAAGGUAGAAUUUGAUUAUAUCACAAUGGUUAGUGUUAUAUCAGCUUGUGCUAAGUUGGGAGCACUCAAUACUGGGAAAUGGAUACAUAAGCUUGUGAGGAACAAAGGUCUUGAAACUAAUGUUUCGAUUACUAAUGCUUUAAUUGACAUGUUUGCAAAAUGUGGAAACAUAGAUUUGGCAAGGGGUGUUUUCGACAAGUUGCCUUAUAAAAGUGUUGUGUCCUGGACUUCAAUUAUAGGGGCCUGUGCAUCUCAUGGGCAUGGGGGCAAUGCUCUGACGUUGUGUCCUGGACUUCAAUUAUAG